Messenger RNA from Neltuma alba, 691 nucleotides. RefSeq names its product V-type proton ATPase subunit e1. Bases 160 to 372 code for a protein of 70 amino acids. The transcript has 4 exons. Gene Ontology annotation, biological process: proton transmembrane transport. The record is from RefSeq and is a predicted model, not a curated record. Gene Ontology annotation, cellular component: proton-transporting V-type ATPase, V0 domain. Gene Ontology annotation, molecular function: proton-transporting ATPase activity, rotational mechanism. NCBI's taxonomy places the organism in Eukaryota, Viridiplantae, Streptophyta, Magnoliopsida, Fabales, Fabaceae.
CGACGACGAGCUUCGGAUCUCCGGGUAAGAUCUUCCUGUUCCUAAAUCCUGCUUUUUCUUUUCCUGCACUUUCUCGGCACAAGGACACCAAUUGAAGGGGCGAUUCUGUGAUUCAUUUCAAUAGAAUUCAUAUCCUGAUUAGGAUCUGGUAUAAUCGGCAUGGGUUUCUUGAUAACAACGCUAAUUUUCGUUGUGAUUGGGAUAAUUGCGGCCCUUUGUACCAGAAUUUGCUGCAAUAGAGGACCUUCUACUAAUUUGUUUCACCUUACUUUGGUUAUCACUGCAACAGUAUGUUGCUGGAUGAUGUGGGCGAUUGUAUAUUUGGCACAGAUGAAACCACUCAUAGUACCAGUGCUGAAUGAGGGCGAAUAAAUUUCUGCACGUAAGGUAUUUAUUUACGAAUUAGAAAAUGUGGUUCACAGAUUGGCUCCUGGAGAGAACAUGUUGUCGUUAUUGUGAAUUAUCAGUGUCUUCCAAGGUUGGGUUCAUAUGUAUUUCUUGCCGGACAGUGAAGUUUCAAUAUGCAUUAUUGCCUCAUUAGUUCCUCUCUUGAUAUUGUUGUAACUGAUCCUUAUUCAUUUUGAGGACUCUGUAGACAAGGUUACUGAGGUAUGUAUUUUUGUUCAAUAAGUUGAUGGAAGAAUAUCUUCUUGAAAAAUAAAAUAUGUCAAAAGUUUAGAGAGGAGGAGAA